This is a messenger RNA of Vigna angularis (adzuki bean), 1190 nucleotides long. RefSeq names its product protein OS-9 homolog. Lineage: Eukaryota; Viridiplantae; Streptophyta; Magnoliopsida; Fabales; Fabaceae. Gene Ontology annotation, cellular component: endoplasmic reticulum lumen. The record is from RefSeq and is a predicted model, not a curated record. The transcript is spliced from 8 exons. Gene Ontology annotation, biological process: endoplasmic reticulum unfolded protein response; retrograde protein transport, ER to cytosol. The coding region runs from base 120 to 1028 and encodes 302 amino acids.
CCGUGGAUUGGUGAGUCGACGUGGACGGUUUGGCAUACUGGUGAUCCUGGUUCGAACUUGUAUUCGUUCAUCGCUGAGGAAACGACGUCGGAGCUGGGUUUGGUUCAUUGUGAUCUGUGAUGGUAAAGAAGACGAUGAGGCCAUUCUUUCUGUUCUUCAUUCUCUUCUCUUUCACCUGUGCCUCCGAACAAAGCUUCCCUGCUCAUAUCGGUAGUAUAUUUGGUGGUGCUGGUGGCGCUGCCGGUGGCCGCUCUCGGGAACCUAAAUACAAUAUUGAAUUCCAUCCCCAAGAUUCCCCUUUUAUCCCUGAUGAUGACCAGGAAUCUAUAACCAUACCAGAUAAAAAUGGACAAAAAUUUAUCUGUUACUUACCUAAAGUGGAAAAGGAAAAAAGUGGAAAGCCUGUUAUCCAACACAAUGUUAGCAGUAUGAUUGUUGAAACAGAGAAACGGAUUAAGCAGAAGACACCAGAUGAACUGCUAGAAGCAUUAAAGGGUCCGUGCUUUCUCAGGCAAGAAGGUUGGUGGUCAUAUGAAUUUUGCUAUCAAAAGAAGUUGCGGCAACUACAUUUGGAAGAUGAUAAGAUCGUCCAGCAGUUUAUCCUAGGAGAGUAUGAUCCGGAGGCUACAGCUGCAUUUAACCAAAAUCUUUCCGACAUUUCUACAUUGAAGGAUCCCCGUUCAAAAGAUGCAUCUCAAAGGUAUCAUGCUCAUCAAUAUACUAACGGAACCAUGUGUGAUCUUACAAAUAGGCCAAGAGAGACCGAGGUGAGGUUUGUAUGCUCGGAACCCAGAGCAAUGAUUAGUUCAAUUACUGAGAUUUCCACUUGCAAGUAUGCACUUACAGUGCAAUGUCCGACGCUAUGCAAGCACCCAUUGUUUCAAGAGGAGAUACCAGUAUGGCACACCAUCGAUUGUAAUGUGCUCCCAAAGAAACACGUGGAUUCCGAAGUGAGGCAAGAAAACCAAAAUAUGGAGAUUGUUAUGGUCACAGAUUCAGAAAAUAAUGACUCAGAAUUAGAACAAUGAUAUAAUGUACAGAAAAAACCAUAGGGAAAGUAAGUGACAUGUAUUUUCUACAGUAAAGGAACAUCUAUUUUCUAUUAGCCUCUGCCUAGGUCAUGUCUCCCACCAUGGAAAACAAGUUUUACAAAGUUAGGUUUUUGUUCAAAUUCAGAUUGAUGGUCGAAA